Molecule: messenger RNA, 1569 nt
Organism: Pezoporus occidentalis (night parrot)
Lineage: Eukaryota; Metazoa; Chordata; Aves; Psittaciformes; Psittacidae
Gene: SERTM2
Product: serine rich and transmembrane domain containing 2
Exons: 1
Coding region: 576-857 (93 amino acids)
Cellular component (GO): intracellular membrane-bounded organelle
Source: RefSeq, a predicted model, not a curated record
GAAAGUCAACUUUUUGUGUGUUCCUAAUGAGAAACUCAAAACUCCAUACUCUUUAAGCAUGUAUCAAUAGCUCUGGAUUAGGAGAGAAGAGAUUCCCCCCAGCAGUCUGGCAAAGCAGAGAACAACCUUCCCCAGCUCACGCAAGGACAACCUACAUGCUGUGGGAGAAGCUGGCAGAAAGCUGACUGGAAAACAGCACCUGCAAAGACCAGAGCUGUGCAAACCUUUGUAGUUCAGUUUGCGAGAAGGACUAAAGCUUUUCACCUACCAAAGGAGGUAGCCUAUGAAAAGAAGAACCAAAGCAUUUUCAGGACAAAAUAAAAGCCAGAUACAAAACACAAGUCUAAUGCUUCUUGUUGUUGUUGUAAAUGGCAAAAUGAGUUGCAAAGGCCUAUCUCAUGCAAUCUGCUUAACUGUGUAAACCAGCAGUCUUGAGAUGAAGAGGAUGGAGCAGUUCUUGCUGAAGCCAUCGUGUAUCCUAAGUUUCCUCUCUUGACCUACUUGGUGAGUCUGGUGAGAGAAGACAGCAGACCUGAAAGUAAAUGGUGAAAAUGGACCAAAGGUGACAGAGAGCAAUGACUGAGCUUUAUUUCAAAUUCCGUGGAAACCUGACGGGCCGUGUCCACUUUCCAACUCUGGCUACAGAAGCAGACACAAGAGCAGAUAAAUAUUCCAGCCUCUACAUGUACAUGGGAUUGUUCCUAACACUUCUGGCUAUACUUCUCAUAUUGCUUUUCUCCAUGCUCUUGCGCCUGAAGCAUGUUAUUGCCCCAAUCACCACGUCUCCAGAGAGCACUGAGAAUACAGUCCAGCAGUUCACAGAUGUGGAAAUGCACAGCAGGAUUCCUACCACUUAGAGACCCCAAAGCAAAAAGGCCUGUGUGCUUGUGAAACAUGUUUUGUUCUGCAAAAUGGUUGUGGAAAGAAUCUCUGCCUGUCUGUUGAGCCCUAGAACUUACUGCACAACCAUCAACAGCAGCACAGAGCAUCUGGAGAGUGUCAGGCAGCACAGACUGACUGGCUGGUGCCCACUGGCUGUUGAUACUACAUACAAUGUGUGUGCAACAGCCUCAGUAAAACUGACAUUACAGAAACCUGCUGUUAGGAAAGCCUCCUAUCCCUCCAAAAGGCCUUGCAGAAAACAGUAAAAGCCACAACAACAGCCAAAAACCCAGAGAGACACGUACCAGAAUGUGUUCUGGAGCCUGGAUUUGCUGACUUAUCUCUCUGCCCUUGAAUUCCUUGUGAAGAGUUGAAUCAAGAAAGUGAAGUGGCGUAAGCAGGAAAAGCCCAUGGGACAUGUACAGAAAUUAUCAGUGGUUUGGAAAUUCUCAGGUAUUUAUCCCAUUCAAGAAGGAAAACCAUAAACUGCUUUUUUUCCCACUUGAUUGGCAGAUUUACACAGCAGAGUUUCAGAAGUAUACAAAUGUGUCAUCACCUGCUGGAAGUAUUGGUUCCUGACAUUAACAACCACACAGGGAAGAGUUGCAUUCCAGAUAUCAGAAAAAGACGGAACUUUUAAAAGAGGAAAGAAAAUAAAAAUAAAAUUGAACAAAUUUUGAAAAUAAA